This is a messenger RNA of Corythoichthys intestinalis (scribbled pipefish), 6337 nucleotides long. Its product is annotated as collagen alpha-1(XVII) chain-like. Bases 359 to 5749 code for a protein of 1796 amino acids. The record is from RefSeq and is a predicted model, not a curated record. Gene Ontology annotation, biological process: phagocytosis, recognition; extracellular matrix organization. The transcript has 50 exons. Gene Ontology annotation, molecular function: low-density lipoprotein particle binding; extracellular matrix structural constituent conferring tensile strength; pattern recognition receptor activity. Lineage: Eukaryota; Metazoa; Chordata; Actinopteri; Syngnathiformes; Syngnathidae.
GCCAAAGAGCCACAGGAGGAGUUUUCAUUUUCACUCUCAGUGUUUUCAAGUUUGCAGACGGCCGCGUUCACGUGUCCUUUUCGGUAGUGGGACUUUGGAGCUCCUGGCCGCGACACCUGCCUGCCAAGCGGCGUCGAGGGGCGCGGCCGGGAUCGACGCCCGCAAAUCUCGGUCGGGACUUCACUUGGGCAACAAAAAAAGUCACAACAAGGAGUGGAGAGGACUUUUUUUAGGAACAUCCCGGGGCUUCUACGCGCACGCUGCCCCCCUCCCCGAAGGAGCUUCACGCGGCGGGGCCAAUUGAUUGACUCCGUUGGCUGGAGUUGCAACGGAGUCACCCGCAUCCACUGACAGACUGAUGUCCCUCCCUCCAAAGGGAACCGGGGGAUCGACUCACAGGAAUAUGGCCAGCACAAGCGGUGGUGGUGGAGGAGGAGCAGCAUUGGAGAAGAACAUCUUAAGCCAGAAGAGCAGCACCACUUACUUCACUUCAUCUUCAGUGGGCGUAAGCAGCAGUAACUACAGCUCCUCCUCGGGGGUUUACCUGGGAGGAGACUCCGUUGGAGCGGGCAAUGGCACGGCUAGCUACCUGGAUGGUGAGGGUUACGGCAGCAGCGGUGGUGGCGGAGGAGGAAGCAGCUACGUCGUCAGCUCGGUGACCAAGGUCAGCUCGUCAGGCGGUGGCAAGAGAACGCAGGGCGUCUCCGCCAUCUCCUCAGACAGGAAGCAUGCAGGGUCCAGCCGCUCCGGAGGUUACGAGGGGAGUUCCAGUGCUAAUUCCUCCCCGGAAUUUUCCCGCAAAGACUAUGGAAUCUAUUGCUCCGGCAACAGCAGAGGGAGAAGCGAGAGCAGAGAGAGCGAGAUCCGGGCUCGGCUGCAGAGCGCCUCGCCCACGGCCGGCAGAUGGGCAGAGCUGGAUGACGUAAAGAAACUGCUGAAGGUUCGUUCAAGCAGCUCCAGCCCCGUCCGCGCCUCCAGCACGUCUGCCAUCACGAGUGGCCCUAAGAAGGCCAGUGUGGAAACCCAGACCAUCUCAGUGACCUCUCGGGCCUCACAGUCAGUGAUAACAUUUGGUUCCGGUGUCAGAUCGGACGGCUUCCACCCUGUGGACUCUUCCGGCUUGCUUACAGCGGGCCAUUUUGAUACUGGUGGAAAAACCAGCCAUUAUGAAGGCAGUCUCAAAUCAGGUCACUAUAGUGACGCAGGGAGGUCAGACAUUGGCACCAGAUCAGUCACGUAUGAAACAGGCGUGCGAUCGGGCCAGUAUGGCGCUGGCAUGAGAUCGGUGUCCUACGAUACUGGCGUGUGGACCGGACAGUACAACGGCGGUGCUAAAGUAGGACAGUACGAUACAGGAGUCAGGUCCUUGACGCAGAACGGUGCCGUUGCCACCCAGUAUAAUGGUAGUUUGAGGUCUGGGCAGUACGAUACCGGUGUCAUAUCGUCUCAGUAUGGCGGCAGUUUGAGGUCGGGUCAUUAUGACACCGGCGUUCAGUCGUCUCAGUACAGCAUCAGUCAAAAAUCAGGCAUCCACGACUCUGCCGUCAGAUCCACCGAGUAUGACUCGGACGCCCCGCUUCCGGGUUUCCCGUGGUCCACCGCCACCUUGCCGUCCGCCGCAGGCACCUCCGCGGCGACUGCUGGCACAGCUAGUAGUUACGCCUACCAGGCUGGCGCGAACAACAUGUCAGGGGGAGCUACACCAGUCGGUCUGGCUGCAACUUCCUUGUCAGUUUAUGGCUUUCAGAAUAAUUUAGCACCCUCUACUGGCGCUGCAAUCACUACAAGCGGAGCUAAUGCCAACAUGACAUCAGCUUAUGGAGCUCAUAAAAACGCUUCUGGCAUUGGCGGAGGUGUCGUCGGCACAGGAGUCUCUGCAACUAAUCGAUCUCAAAACGAGGACGCGUACAAGGACUACAUGUUCGUGAAUUCUGACAAAGACAAUGCCAGGGACACAGAGACGCUCAUUUUGGCCAAAGACAGCGGCAAGCAGUUCAGCAGGACUGUUGGAGGAGGUUCGCUCUCGGGCGAUUCCAUCCAGAAGGAGAAGCUCGUCACGGGCUACGUCGACGGAGCUCAGCUCAAAGCAGGAACGGGAAACGCUUACUAUGGCUCAUCGGGGGUUUUAAUGAAAGACAAAGGCACACAUGCACAGCUCCGUAAGAAGGGCGGCGCUUGUGGUGGCGGCUGGUGCUGCUGCUUUGACGCCUGUUGCUCGUGGUGGAAGUGGUUGCUGGCGUUCCUGCUCCUCUUCCUGCUCCUGCUCGGACUCCUCUUCGGCCUCAUUGCGCUGGCUGAAGACGUGAGAAAGCUGAAGAAUCGUGUAGCCACAUUGGAGAGCGAGUCGGCCAUCAUCUCUGCUCGCACCAGUCGUCUGGUGGGUCUCGGCGACAACACCUUCGUGGGCGGCGGGGGCCAAUCCGGCCCGGGCAUAUUUGUGUUCGGCGGAGGAGGCUCGGACUCUAGUUCUGGAACGCAAAUUGACGUUGCUGUCGGUGCCGGAGGUGGCUCAGCUGGGAGUGCGGGUGCCAGUGCAGGAGCUGGGGGCGCUGGUGACGCCAGUGGUACUACCGUGGGUGGUGCUGCUGGAGCCGGUGGUGCUGCUGGAGCCAGUGGUGCCGCUGGAGCCGGUGGUACCAGUGUGGGUGGCGCUGGAGCCAGUGAUACCAGUGUAGGUGGCGCUGGAGCUAGCGGUACUGUUAUAGGUGCUGGUGGAGUCACUGGAACCGGUGCGAGUGGUAGCGCAGGCACCAGCUUAGGUGGCGGCUCCAGUUCCGAGCGUACUACCAUCAUUAUCGCCGGCGGCGCUGGUGCUGGCACUGGUACUAGUGGAACGGGCUCCAGUGGCGGCGCGGGCUCCAGUGGCGGCGCGGGCACCAGUGGUGGCGCCUUUGGUGGCGCCGGUACCAGUGGCAGCCACUCCUCCUCAAGCCACACUACCAGCCACACCUCCAGCGUGAGUCACAGUGGCGGCCAGGGCUUUUGGACCAGCGGGACUGGCGGUUAUGUGGAUGCUGCUGCCCUUCACAUGGCCAUCCAGAGGAUGGUGAGAGGGGAAAUGCAGUCACAGGCAUUCCAAGCUUUUAUAACAGCGACAAUGCAAGGAGAAAGAGGACUGCCUGGACCUAAAGGUGACACUGGUCAUCCCGGAUUUCCAGGUGCUCCCGGUCCCAUUGGCCACGAGGGUCCUCAGGGUCCAAAGGGCCAGAAAGGAAGCCAUGGUGAACAUGGACUGGAGGGUCCUCCUGGUUUGAGAGGGCGAGAAGGGCCUCCUGGACCCAGGGGAGAACCAGGAUUUGGCUCCAAAGGUGAAAAAGGUAAUUCAGGGGAAUCUGGAGCCCCUGGUCAAAAAGGUGCUUCUGGGCUCCUUGGAGCACCAGGUCCUCAAGGUUUCCGUGGAGAAGCAGGGUCACCUGGACUUAAAGGUGAUCGUGGGUUACCUGGUCUUCCUGGACCAACUGGAGAAAUGGGACCCAAGGGAUCAGCAGGACAAGAUGGUUCAAAAGGUUCAAGAGGUGAUCUCGGAAGUCCUGGCCACCCUGGACUUCGAGGCCCAGCUGGGCCACCAGGAGAUGCUGGACCUCCAGGACUACCAGGCAAUCCAGGUCAACCAGGCCCUAAAGGUGAUACAGGUGAAGCUGGAAGAAUUAUUAACGCAGCCGGUGUUGCCACGGUACACAUCCCUGGACCACCUGGGCCUCGUGGACCACAGGGAGUAUCAGGUCCCAGUGGCCCUGCUGGUCCACGAGGUCCUAAAGGCGACAGAGGAGAAUCGGGACUGACAGUGAGGACGUCUGAGAGUUUCAGCUCCAGUGUAGCUGAAAGGCAGCUUGGUUCUGGUGGUGUGUCAUCCUUACCUGGCCCACCGGGUCCACCUGGGCCACCUGGGCCUCCAGGCCAGCCAGGUUAUGGAAGACCAGGACCUAAAGGUGACAAAGGAGAUUCUGUUGUUACAUCCAGCUCUGGAACUUUUUAUACUGGACCACCAGGACCACCUGGGCCUGCUGGGCAGAAAGGAUCCACAGGUUCUCCAGGACCGAGAGGCUACCAAGGUGAACCAGGACAACCCGGCUUACCAGGAAGACCAGGAAGUUUGGAGCGAGUAUCCACCUAUAGCGGGGAGCACAGAGUACAAGGACCCCCAGGCCCACCAGGACCUCCUGGACUUCCAGGACCACAGGGAGUCAAAGGUGACACCGGAACUCCUGGUUCUACUCGAGUUACAGCAGGGGCCCCAGGUCCCCCAGGACCACAAGGACCUCCCGGUCAGCCCGGUUCUUUCUCUUCCUCCAUCGAAAUGCGUCAAUACUUGACAGACUACCUAACAAGAAGCAGACAGUCCGGCGUUCCGGGACCUCCGGGUCCACCCGGGCCUCCUGGACAACCCGGAAGUUUCUCAGGUUCCAUAGAGGAGAUCUCUGCUCGUAUUGUAGCCUACUUGCAACGUUCCGGCUCAAGCUCAGGCAUUAGCAUCGGUGUUACGGGUCUCCCAGGACCUCCUGGUCCUCCUGGACCCGGAGGGGCCCUGACUGUCAGUGGUCUCAUUGCCAUGCUGCAGAGAGAUGACGUGAGGAGAUACCUGUCCGGCCCACCGGGUCCUCAAGGACCACCCGGGCCACCAGGAGGUUCAGGAGGGAUAUCUAGUGUUUACAGUAUCGAGGAGGUAGCGACAUAUGUCUUCAACAUAAUGAACGACAGAGGAAUUGCAAGAGGACCACCUGGACCACCAGGGCUCCCUGGGCCUCCAGGACAGGGCGGUUCGGGCGGCUCGGGCUACACAACAGUUUCAAUCGAUUACUCAGCGCUAAUUAGAAAUCCAGAGUUCCGUACGUGGAUGAGUUCCGCCCUGCACCAAGGUCCUCCAGGCCCCCCUGGUAGUCCUGGCCAACCAGGACCCCCUGGUCCUCAGGGACCGCCUGGGGUAUCCACCGCCACCGUAUUGGGGGCGGGUGGUCGCGGAUACAGCUUGGAGGAGCUUCAGCGUUACCUGCAGGGCUCUAGCUUCAGAGGUCUCCCAGGUCCUCCUGGACCUCCAGGCCCUCAAGGACCACCUGGUAGCUCCGGCGGCACCGUUACGUACAGCGGAUCAUUCCCUCGGGAGACCAUCCGUGCUGAAGUUCACGACUACCUGACCACUGACAGCGUCCGACGCGCCAUGACCGGACCACCGGGUCCUCCUGGGCCGAGGGGCCUUAAGGGAGAUCGUGGGGAGCCGGGUUACGUCCAAAGACACAGCAGCCACAGUCAUAGCUCGUCUCAAAGCGAUUCUCGCUUUGUCUCCCAGCAACAUGAGAUUGAUGUUAGCAAGCUGAGUGAGACCAUGGACUACAGCAGUGUCGCCUUGAAAGUCUCUGACUACAUCAAGAACCAAGGUCUCCUGCAGGACUACCUUGUGGAGGGCCCUUGGAGGACGCACGUAAGAGCAGUCCAAGGACCUCCCGGCCCCCCGGGACCCCCUGGCGCACCCGGUUACAGUCGGGUGAUAGCGGCCUACGGCAAUGUCACAGCUGACCUCAUGGACUUUUUCAGAACUCACGGCACCGUUCCCGGUCCUCCAGGAAUUGCUGGACCCAGAGGAGAGAGAGGCUACCCAGGACCCAAGGGAGAUAAGGGUGAUCCAGGACGUCCAGGGUUACCAGGGAUUCCAGGGUCGUACACCAUCCAAAUUCCACAUCGCGUACAAAAGAGAGACACAGGAAGAAAAGUAAUCAAGAGGGAACAGCUCGAAAGUCCUGCAGAUGGCGGCUGAAGCGGGCUUACUACUUUCUUCUGUUUUCUCAACUGUAGUGAUGCAAGGAGAAGGAAAAAAAGAAAGCUUUAGCUCUGCUGCUGGCCGGUGUUUAGUUGUUUGGACACAUUUUCCAUCGCUCACGUGUAGAUGUUUAAUAUUUGCUUUUUUGGAGGAUGAAAAUAUUACUAUAGUAGAAUUAAGCUCGAGUGACUGAAGUAUUUUUUUUUUUAAUUUUUGAAGUAUUCUACUGUAUUGAAGUCAAUGUGUUGCUGUUUUUAUGAAAUUUCCAUUAUAGUGUCAUUAGCCACUUGCUACAGAAGCCUCCAGGAUCCCUUUAAAUGAUUUCAAACAGGCUAAUUAUAAAAUGUAUUUACAUUUGCAUUGUAGCAUUAGCAUUCACCCAGCCAACUUUUUUUGCUGUAUUCAUGUCAGAUUCGAACUGUACUUGAAUCAUAUGCAGAUUAACAUGCAAGUAAAGCAAUAAUCCGCUUCAGUGCUGCAGAUGAAGCUUAAUUAGAUUGUAUAUUUUUGUAUAGAAAAACACUGACUUUGAUGUAUCGACUUUAUACCGUCACAUUUUGUGGAAAAUAUUAAAUUAUGAAUUGC